CUCUUCCACUGAAGGGCCAAAACUUUUGUAACGGUAAUGGGGUGGUCUUCUCUGUGUUAUUUUGUUUGAUUCUGAAUCUUUGUGGGUUUUGAUCAUUUGAUGUUUGUGGCAUGUUGAUCUUUGGUGGGCAGAGUUGGUUUCAGGCCAGAGAUGGGAAGCCAAGGGAAGAAAGUCUUGCUCACUUCCAAUGGGGAUGAGAUUUCAGAGAGCAUUGCCCUGCAUUUAGUCAAGCGGGGUUGCAGGUUGGUUUUGAUGGGAAAUGAGUUUUGUCUGAGGAGUUUGAGAGAUAAGAUAAUGAGUAUGGCGGAGGCUGUGGUGCCUGUGGAGGUGGUUGGUUUGGAUAUGGAAGAGCAGAGGGAGGGAGUUUUUGAUGAGGCAGUGGAUCGGGCAUUGAAGAUUUUGGGCAACUUAGAUGCUUUUGUGCAUUGUUAUGCUUUUGAAGGAAAAAUGCAAGAUCCUCUGCAGUUGGCUGAAGAUGAGUUCAGAAAAAUAGUAAAAAUAAAUUUUAUGGCUGCGUGGUUUUUGUUAAAAGCAGUUGGCAAAAGAAUGCGGGACUGCAAAUCAGGGGGUUCUAUUGUAUUCUUGAACUCAAUUAUUGGUGCUGGGAGAGGACUUUAUUCAGGUGCUGCUGCAUAUGGUUCAUGUUUGGCAGGAGUCCAGCAGUUAGUGAAGUUAUCUGCUAUGGAGAUUGGUAAACACAACAUCAGGGUUAAUGCAAUUGCUCGUGGCUUGCACGUAGAGGAUGAAUAUCCAAGGUCAGUUGGAAAGGACAGGGCAGAGAAGCUGGUCAAGGAUGCAGUGCCCCUACAUAGAUGGCUUGAUGUCAAAAAUGAUCUGGCUUCAACUGUCAUCUAUUUAAUCAGUGAUGGCUCGCGCUAUAUGACUGGGACAACCAUCUAUGUUGAUGGAGCCAUGUCUAUAACUAGGCCUCGGAUGCGAUCUUACAUGUAAUUCCUUCUUCCCGUGCACGUUAGCUUGGUGAAAUGCUAGGUCUAGGGAAGGGAUACAUAACAUCAUAUAGGCAAAUAACGAGUUCCAUUGUUUUCAGUCUAUGGAAUUGACAAUAAAAGCAGUGAAUUCUGUGAGUACUCUUGCUCUCAAUCCUUGUUGCUGCUGUACUUUUCUUUGCUUUGGCUUUGAAACAAUGAUUGAAUACAAUAUAUCACAUUAGUACAG
This is a messenger RNA of Rubroshorea leprosula, 1176 nucleotides long. Lineage: Eukaryota; Viridiplantae; Streptophyta; Magnoliopsida; Malvales; Dipterocarpaceae. The record is from the annotation of a GenBank genome assembly.